Molecule: messenger RNA, 4783 nt
Organism: Tyto alba (common barn owl)
Lineage: Eukaryota; Metazoa; Chordata; Aves; Strigiformes; Tytonidae
Gene: TERB1
Product: telomere repeat binding bouquet formation protein 1
Exons: 21
Biological process (GO): meiotic attachment of telomere to nuclear envelope; homologous chromosome pairing at meiosis
Source: RefSeq, a predicted model, not a curated record
UGUUCCGAUUCACCUUUGAAAGGCAAAAGCAGCAGUUGUUCUUUGGUGUGGUAAGUUGAAUUUACAAAUUAGCUUACCUGGUUUGGAGCAGAGCUGAAUGCUCUUCAUAAAAGCUUUUCAUAAAAGCUGCUCUCCAGAGUGAGGGGAGGAUGGCUUACAAAAGGAUGAGAAAGGCUAAUGUAACUGUGAUGGUCUGAGGAUGUAACUGUGAUGGUCUGAGGAUCUAACUGUGGGAAGAGGUGGGGAGAGCUGUAAUGCUUGAGUUGAAGGACACUGGGGAGAGGGGUUGUGUGCCCUAAUGCUUGGUUCUCUCAGCUGCAUUCAUGUAGUAAAAGAUGAUGUUUCCAGCAGCCUCGGUGGCUGGUAAAUGCCAGGUGGUGGCAAACUGGAUUUUUUGGCGUUGUUGUAGUUUCCUAAAGGCAGAGUAUGGGAACCGAGCGGCACUCAAAACCGAGACAUCGCCGGCCUCGGCCUGGGGCCGCGCUGGGGCUGGGCCCGCGCUCGGCCGAGGGCGGGCGGGACCCGCUGCUGCGCGAGAGCCGCCGGGGGGCGGGAAGGGCGCGCGGCUGAGGGCGGCGGGGCGGGCCCGGGGCUGCCGCCGCCAGACCCACAGGUACCUGCCCCGCGCCCAUUUCUCCCCCUCCGCAGAGUCCCCACCCAUCCCAAAGGCAGAAGAAUGUUUUUGCUGUUUCGUCUUUAGACUGUUGGCCUUCCCCCCCCCCCCCCCCAGUCUUUUAUAUGUUCUUUCCUUUUUAUGUUUCUGAUGAUCUGGAGUACUUGUUAAGACUUUUCCUUCAAAGUCUGAUAAUGAGCUGUAAGAUGUGGCUUGCUUGAGUGGGAAGAGGGAUGAGAUGAAUGCUAAAAUAGCACUAGAAGACUUCAAAGGUCUGUUACACUAAACAGUGUUUUUGUGUUUUUCAAAAGUUAGUGGAUGCAACUCAGCUGCUGGCAUGAAUUUUGAUUUCAGUAAAACACCUGGACUUCUCGUGUACAGGAUUUGACUGAGGUUUUAGAAAGGAAAAUUACCUGUGAGACAAGCUGUUUCUGCCCUGGUGUGGCUGUGCAGGGGCAAGUCCAGCAGCCCAGGCCUUGGCUGACGGGAUGACACCGGCCCGGGUGUGAGCUCCCUAACUUCUUCUGUUGAUAUUUCUGGAUGUUCAAGUUCUGUGGACUACUGCUGCUGAACAAGCAGAUUAAGAUACCUGUACUUUUUCUUAAGAGUGUUUUUUUGAGGUUUGACAGGAUGUUAUGAGGUUGUUUUCCACAACUGAUGGGGAAGAGGUUAUCUGUUUUCCUUUAUAUGCAACAUUUGCCAGAAGACGGUUGCAGCAAAUCCUGUUAUUUAUCUUGUCAUCUUUGCCCUACGUAGGCUGGCUUAACAAGAACAGGGAUACAAUCAAAAAUGGAAAAUCAAAAGGUGCAGAAGAAACAGUGUGAUAUGAAAACAGAUUUAAACUUACUGCUUGAAUGCCUUAAAUAUCAGAUGGGCUGCCCUGAAUCUCAGAAAGAGGCUUUGAUCACUAUUUAUUCAAUUUGUCAGCAAAACAGUGAAGCAAGUGAAUAUUUUCGAGAAAUUGGUGGUUUGAUGUUUAUAAAAGAUCUUGCAAAGUCAAGUGUUCAUUGCAUAGUAAAGGAAGCAGCUUUAUUUACAUUAGGAAUUAUAAUAGAAAGUAAUGUUUAUUGUCAACAAACUUUGUGUACUUCUGCAUUGUUUGAAGACCUCAUUUUAUUUUUAAUUAAUACGGAUUCUGGUGUGAACUUGAAAAGGAUGUCUGUUUACGUCAUCUUAGUACUGGUUUCAAAUAACAAAAGUGGGCAAACCUAUGUCAGAGAUACAGGCUGCAUUGGUCUUCUGCUACAGCUAUUCAGAACAACUCUUUCAACAUCUGAGAUGAAUCUGUCAGACGAAAAUACUAAUCAGUGCUAUCAGCUGUGGUCCUCAGUCUGCAGUACCCUCUGUGCCUGUGUUAACAAUCCUCAGAAUGAAGAUAAUCAAAACAUUUGCUGUUCAGUUUUUCCAUAUGCCAAAGAGUGGCUUGAAAGUUGCACAGAGCCUGAGAUAGUUCGUCCUAUUUGUUCAUUUGUUAGUCUCACAGUUGCAAAUAACUCAUAUGUGCAGCAAUAUUUUGUUUCUGUUGGAGGAUUGGAUACAUUAGCUAAAGUUCUCAUCAAGUUUAUGCAUGAUUCUUGUAUGAGUCAUUCAAACACAAAGCUUGCAGUAGUAGUAACAAAGACUCUGGAUGCCUGCAUUGCUAAUGACUCUGCCAUGGGUGUUGUCUUGACAAAGUAUCACACUGUGUCAGAGCUUCUGAAGCUGCUGUCCAAUGACACUUUGGAUACGGGAGAAAAAGUUAGUAUUAUUCUAACAAUCGGACACUGUACUGAAGUUUGCGAAGAAAACCAGUGUGAGCUACUCCAGAACAACGGUCUUCCACUUAUGAUUCAGGUAUUAACAGAGUCUCAGGAUGAGGAACUAAACAAGGCUGCUACUUUUGUGCUGCAAAACUGCAAACAAAUGACUGAAAAAUUGUCCCUAAAAAUAAACAAUAAUUCAGUAGACAUGAAGAAUGCGGAAGAGUUGGAUGUGCAAGUCAGAAAAAGAAAUCUACAAGACUACUGGAAGAAAGCAAAAGAAAUUUUACAGAAAAUAAACUUAAUUGAAAAACAACAUUAUGAGGAAAGAGUACAAGGAGGCGGAUUUGUAGAGAGAUCUUCAGAAGCCGAAACUGAAGCAUCAAAAUACCAUGAAAUGAAUCCUGCUGAUCGAAAAACUCGUAUAGAGAGAACACAUAUGGUACAUUGUUCACAGCUGACCUCUAAAUCUGAUGAUCAGGUUCUCGCUCCAUUUGUAAAUUCUUCUCCACUGAAAAAUGAAAUAGUCCACUCUACGGAUCCAGUAAAUGCUUCUACUACACAAAGUGAACAGAAUCAUAUUCCAUGUUCAGUUAAUCAACUGCAAACAGACAGUGUACUUCCAAGUCACAGUAUAAAUGAAAAAACUGCUUGUGUAAAGAAUCAGUCUAUUCUUCAAGUAAGUGAACACUUAUUUAAACAACCAGCAAAGACUGAUAGAAAUAAGAAACAGACAUGCACAUCAGAUCAACAUUCAUUCUACUCGGAGAUAACCAAGGAAGAAAAAAGUACUUCAGCUACUUCUGCAUGCUAUAAAAUGACAGAUUUAAGGUGUUUAGGUUGUACAGCAGGAGGACUGUCUUUCAAUAGUAGAACCUUUACCAAGAUGUUGCAAAGUGGUCUGUACCAGUGUGACCGUCACACAGUCAUUCUUGAGGCUGAAGAAAGAUAUAAAAAGGAACUUCGCAAACUGGCUGUUUGUAACAAUAGUAGAUAUGCAACUUAUGACAAAAUUCUGCUGACCCCAGUGAAGAAAGAAAGACCGCAUACAGAAAUACCAACUCUUGGGAGCAAAAAGGAUAGUUUCCAAAGUAUUGUUUUGACUCCAAUCAGAAAAAACAAAUCUAAUACUUCAAAUAGAGGUGAACAUAGUAGAAAUACUAGACUGACUGAUGACCAUAACUUGGUACCUUUGUAUAAAAAGUCUUUCAAAAAACCCCAAGAUGCUAACUUGAAGAGACAAAGAGUCAAAGGAAUGUGCAACCAGGAAUGUCAGCGCUUAAAAGAAAAUUGCAUAUAUUCACUUGACAAAGAUGAGCAAAAUAAAUAAUUGCAGAAUGAUGAAAUAUGUUCCCUGGACAUGAACACAAACACUUUAAACAAGAGAGGAAGAACCCGAAAAGAUUUUACCACUGAAGAAAUUAACUGUCUUUUGAAUGGAGUUAAAAAAAUGGGCAAUCACUGGAAUUCAAUUUUGUGGUCUUAUCCAUUUCAGAAAGGAAGGACAAGUGUUGAUCUUUCCAAGAAAUACUACAGGUUACAGUUGCAAAGACAAAAAGCCAAAGAUCAUCAAUAACAUCUUGCAAGACUAUUUUGGGUUGCAGAAUGUUGAAUAACAGCAUUUUUAACAGUGAGGUAUUGUCACAGCAUGAGCCCUUGGAGAAUUUAGAUUGGCUUGGACUCAUGUUUUUCAGUGAUAACAUUCAGUGACAGUGUUGUUAUGCUGUGUGAAUUAAAAUUACAUACAAUUUGAUAUGUUUAAAUAUAAUGCUAGCAUAGCUAAUGAUCUUUAUUAGUGAAAUUUAUGGUUUGCUUUUUUUUAGCUUAGUUUAACAGUCUUGAACAUUUGAUUUAUGUAACAUUUGACUUGGAUUUUUGUUUGCAUCUUUUUAUAGUUUGCUUUAUACCAUUUGUAAGAAAAGGCUAUAUUGCUGAAAUGAAUCUUUUAUGUCAGAAACCAGUGUUAAUGUUGUGUCUGAAUUUCUUUCCUCUUAAUCAGUGAAAUGUUUAAAGCAGGUAAGAUAUUUUGUCAUGUGUUUAAUGUGCUGUAUGUGCAGAAAAUAUGACAGAAAGCACCAAAUGUAUGGAUAAACACUGCUGGGUAGAGUAAGCAAAUCUUAUGUUGGUACAGUGUGUAAAUGGAAGUAGAAAGCUUGUGGAAAUGUCAGAAUUCUGGGUGGAUGAGUUAGUGUGUGGUUCAGUUGCAAUAUUUCUUGACUGAUCUUAAUGACUGGGAAUAACAUUCCUGGACUUACAUAAAAUAUAUACUUCAGUGUUGAACUAAAUAGAAUGCAGGACUGGUAAAAUUUGGCUUCUUGUUACAGUUGGACAUUUUUUUGUGUAUUAUUCAAGGAAGUGAGCAGAACCAUUUCUGCUAAUUACACAGUUUUUAUAAAAAGCUUUAGUGAAAGCCUUAGUAACUUGAUUUUUC